AUGCUUUGGCGUAGCUCGCUUUUGGCCAGACAUGGUCGAGCGCGUAAGUCAUGGCUUAAGUCUUUGCAUACACCUUCUGCAAUCGCAGUUAAUGAAGAAAUUCGGUAUCUGGUGGUCGACGGCUACGUCAAGACUGGCCGAGACACACUCAUGGCAGGUGGUGCCACCACUGCCGGUCAGCUGUACGCUAAUAUGCUCAUCAAAGCCACGAAGCACAGUAUUCAACGAUCUGCAGCGUGUGAUCUUAUCUACCCUGCCGACUUAGGAUUUGUGACACCAGAUUUAUCCAAGUAUCAUGGUGUAGGCUGGUCUGGGUCUUCUUUGGCGGUGCACGAGCGUGAUGAUCCAUCGGUGCAUCAAAUGAUGAAUCUCGCUCGACAGAGCUUUGCUUACGGUGUACCACAAUUCGGUAGCUGUUUUGGACUGCAGAUAGCUGUAGCAACUGCUGGUGGCGUGGUUCAAAGGAAUAGGCGAGGUAAAGAACUUGGUAUUGCGCGCAAAAUUCGGCUAAAUGCUGCAGGGAAGGCUCAUCCGAUGUACGAGGGCAAGCCGACAGUGUUUGACGCUUUCAGUAGCCAUAAAGAUGAGGUCCGAGUCAUUCAACCAGGGGGGCUACAGCUUGCAUUCAACACAUUCACUACAGUGCAGAGCGUGUGUCUAAGAUACCUCAAGGGCGAGUUCUGGGGACUGCAGUAUCAUCCGGAGUAUGAUCUGCACGAGAUGGCACGCUUGUUGCACUGUCGUCGUGUGAUAAACACUCAGCUUGGGUUUUUCGAAAACUUAAAGGAUGCUGAUUGCUUCAUCGACAUGCUCGAGGAGCUAGCAGCCAAUCCGAAUCGCAGCGACCUUGCAUGGCGAAUUGGCUAUGAUAGAGAUGUGCUCGAUGAAGAUGUGCGUACAUGCGAGGUAAGAAAUUUCGUCAAGCAUUUAGUGAUGCCGUACUUCAUGCGGUGCCAUGGUCAACGACAAAACAAAGAGGACGGGACAAUAAAAGAUGGCAGAUGUUAUCUUGAAGCGGUAUGA
Molecule: messenger RNA, 1023 nt
Organism: Plasmopara halstedii
Lineage: Eukaryota; Oomycota; Peronosporomycetes; Peronosporales; Peronosporaceae
Product: Predicted glutamine synthetase
Exons: 2
Coding region: 1-1023 (340 amino acids)
Cellular component (GO): cytosol
Source: RefSeq, a predicted model, not a curated record